GAAUCUUUCUUUGUCAUAGAUUGAUUAUUACAAUGAUUGAUGUCACAGUAAAAACUCUCGACUCCCAGAAUCAUAGAUUCUCAGUUCCUGAUGAUAUCACAGUUCAGCAGUUCAAGACUCGGAUCAGCUCAUCUGUGAACAUCACUGCAGACAAACAAAGGCUCAUUUUUUGUGGUCGGGUAUUGCAAGAUGAGAAGAGGCUAGCCGAGUAUGGUGUACAUGAGCGUGUGGUACACCUCGUGGCUCGGUCACCUCCUCCUCCUGCCACCUCAGCAGCGCCCUCUGCAGGCUCUGGACAAGGCUCCCCUCACCGCCACCAUCACCACCACCACCACAUCCAUCACCAAGCACCUGGUUCUCACUUUCUCUUCAGGCCCAUUGCUGAUGAUGGAAUUGUUUUUGAGUUGGGCGGAAGCAACAACAGCGGCGCGAUACCCCCGAGCGCGUCUGCGGCGCGCAUGCGACACGCCAGGUCGCUCAUCAUGCGCGCCGUCGGCCUCAUCGCGCAGCUGGGUCGCCACGUCGACUCUGCUACACGCUCGGAAGGAGAAGGAGUGAGGCGUAAACGAAGUCGUGAUGAAGCUGAUGAGGCCAUGCAAGUGGGAGGCGCUGGUGAGACUUCCACCAACGCUUCUACGCCUCCCACUGACACCACCUUUACUUCCACCACCACUACCACCUCAUCCACUUCAACCACAACUGCCACCUCAUCCACUUCAACCACAACUGCCACCUCAUCCACUUCAGCCACAAGUGCCACCUCAUCCACCGCGGCUCCAGACCUGGUCCGGGACCUCGAAGGCUUCUACCGAGAGAUGGAUUCCCUCAACAACAUACAGCCCAUGAUGAUGGUGGGGGCUCCUGGGGCGAGCUUCGUUAACAACACAGCAGGCGGGCUUGCUCAGGCUGCCAGUGCUGCUAUAGCUUCUGCAAUGGCCUCUGCCAUGCGUCCGCAGCCUGCCGCCUCAACUGCUUCAUCUGCGGCUCCCACGACCGCGUCAUUUACUUCUGCUACGUCAUCGUCGUCGUCGACCGGCACCGCCGGACAGUCGCCCAAUUUAACAUCUCCAGCUUCUGCAGUUACUGCUGCACGCAGGCCUCAGGUUCAGUUCAGCACUAUCAACGUGGACCGGCCCAGGAUGCCGGUGAUGGUGGGGCAGUCUGGACCCGUGGGCUUCACCAUGCGCAUAAACAGAAACAGCAGCGGAGGUCCUGCUUUUCAGCCCACUGUACGUGUGAACCCUCGAGACCGAUCAGCUGAUGCCCGCUCUUCAAGACCAGCCACGACCUCUCGUGCAGCAGCUGCCUCUGUGUCGGGAAGCACCCGCAGUCGCAGCGCUGAUAGCCGAAACCGCGGCAGCAGCAACAGCAAUGAGGCUGAUGCUGCUGCUAACGUCUCCAGCGACCACCCGAGCUGCGCUGAGAUGGCAAAUCUGCUCACGUUGUAUCGUAACACGCAGAGAACGUUUGAGCCCUACUUGAACAGAUACAUCGCCAUAAUGGAGGCGGACGCGGCCUACCCAGACGCUGCCAGCACUGCGCCUGCUGACAGCGGCACGACUCGGGCGCCUGGCAGCGCAGACGAGGCUACCACAUCUGGCACGUCUGGUUCAGCCAGCGGCCGUGCCCCGGCAAGCAGCAUGGAGGACCAGUGGUUCAUUUGGCGCGUGAGUGAAGUGAUGCACCUUAUGUCGCACGCGAUGCACGGCAUCAGCGACAUCCUCGUGGACCUGAGGCAGCCUCCUCCGCGCCACAUGAGGGCUCGACCCAUCAUCAUCCACCAGCCAGCGCUGCUUCAGGCUGAAUUCAACGUGCAUUCUGAGAUGAAUGGCACCGCUAGCCCUGCUAAUGAAGCAGCCGCUGCCCCGGCUACCCCGGCCAGCGUCAGCUCCCCUCCCAGCGCGCCUGUUUCAACACCUAACAAUCCAGCUCCUGACGCUGCCACCUCGCCUGCAGCUGCAGCUUUAGCUGCCCUGGAGGAAGAUUACCUUUCCUUGGAACGACAACUUGAGGUGGGAGAGGAGCAGCUGCAGCAGCUGUUGGGCGGCUUAGGAGUGGCGGCGGCGGGAGGGCCAGCAGGUCUGGCGCACAGUCUGGGCGAGGCGGACGGUGUGGUACUCAUGCAGGUUGGCCCCUCUGGCGUCACCAUCGAUUCCUCUUCUGCUCACUCUGCUGGUUCUCCAGAGGCGGCGCAGAUAUUCCAGAUCAUGACUGGACUCACGAAUCAUCUGGCUGGACAAUUUGGGGCCACGCCUGUCACCUCCUCAGCUGCUACGUCCUCAUCUGCCUCGUCAUCAGCUGCGUCUUCCUCUGGUGGGAGCUCUGCCGCGACGGCAGCAGCUGGCCCCGCGACCCACAACAGCCAGGCGGGCCGCAACAGUGGCGGCACAAACACCACCAACGCAACACAGACGCGCGUAACACCUCGACCACACGUGCACGUGACGCCCAUCAACGUGCCAGGACUGAGCUUGAAUCAGUUUGAUCCUUUCUUGCCUUGUAACUCGCAUCACCGCAGCGGCCCUAGCGUCAAUACAGCAUCACCACUUCGGCGCCGGCAACCGAACUUUAGGCCGAGUGGCCGUCAGCAGACUAUCAACAUCAUCCACCGCAACGCAGCUCCUGCUGCUCCUGGCGCACCUCGCGCCGCCACAUUUAACGCCUCCGCCGCACAGGCUCCUGAGAUUCAGUUGUUCACGGAGAUUUUCAACACCGUGUUGCAUCACGCCACUCCCCCUGGGGCUGUUCCUACAUCGACUAGCCAAUCUUCAGCUGCGACGUCUACUACAACAAAUGUUGCGACAUCCGCUCCCACAUCUGUUGCGGCAUCUGCAACGACACCUGCUCCGACAUCUACACCGAUACCUGUUUCUGCGUCAGCACCAACAUCUGUGCCGGCACCUGCACCGACAUCUGCUCCGGCACCCGCGGCAGAACAGAGACCGCACGACGGCUCUGAGCGCGACCCGCGCUAUGCUCAGCCUGAGGAACUAAGUGAAGCGACGCAGGGCGCCCUGCCUGGCCUCUGGGACCUGUUGAUGGGGCUCGCGACGGGGGGCCAGCCGCAGCUCAGUGCCGCCUUCCUCGAGUCUCUGGACGAGCUCGGAGCUGCCUCCCCUCAACAGAUCCAGAAUGUGGUAGCAGCUUUGAUAUCUACUCCUGUGGUGAGCUCGUUCUUACCUGGGGUAAUGAGGCUUCUGCGACAGUACAUUCUGGAUGAGGUGUUGCAGGGCCGAGAAGCGACACCUGACAACGUCACUGCCACAGUCGAGCAAGCUAUUAGAACCAUGCAGGGCCCCAUACGCGAUGUUGUGAGCCAAGCCUUGUCUCGACAAGCGCUCGACUGCGUGCACACCAUCAACAGCUUCCUCAGGCGCCGUCUCAGCGACGUCCUCACCGCCAUUUUCAGCUCAGAGAACUCGAAUGAGGUGUUGCAAGUGCUGAUCCCGACGGUGGUGGCCUCGGUGAUGGAAUUCACGUCGCUGUGCCGACAUUUCCUGCCUGGUGGGCAACAGGCGCUCGACCAGGCCGUCUCCCACACUCUGUCGCACGUGAUGGGCGCGAUCACGGGCGGGACGGCAGACGCUCGCGUGCAGGCUGGAGGGCGGCUGCUGACUCAGAUGCUUGCACGACAGCAGCCCGCUGAGCAGCACAUCUCCAGAUACCUGGUGACUGAGGAUCGAGCUACACGCAUGGAGGAAGAGCUCUACCGGGGCUAUGAGAACAUGAGGCUCACCACUCCUCCCCACGUCACACAGGCCGAGGAGAGCGUAGAGAUGGCCGAGCAUGAGUCGCUGCCUUCUGUCGUCACGCUGUCUCCUGCCAACCCUCAGGCCGAGGCGAUGGAGAUCACCGAUGAGGCACCAGCCGCUCCUCCGAGCCCGCCUGCUUGGCAUGCCGCCGUACCUCAGGACUGGAUCCCGAUCGUGAGCGAUGACAUCGCGCGGCAGGCGGAGAGCAACAACAGCUCGUCGGUGCGGCCUCUGAGCGACGCGUACAUGUGCGGGGUGCCGUACAAGCGGCGCCGUCUGGCCACCCAACACAAGCCCAGAGGACCUGUCGCCGCGGUCUUGAGAGACACGUUGAGAUCCAGUAUGCGCAGCGCCGGAGUGAGCGCGCCUCUUGUGGACGCCGUGAGCGCCGAGGCGUCGCAAGCGCCGAUUGUGACGCGCGCAUUCGCCUCUCACAUCCGUGACGCCCUGCGCACGGCCUCCCUCGCCAACCCUGACGCGCACACCGACAACUUCGCCGACCUCAAGGAGAAGCUUUAGCGCCGCGGUGCUAACGGCGCUUGCAAAACGCCUGCAUUGUUUGGCAGUAUCUGUAGUGAUCGGAUUAUUCCUCUCGCAUUAUUUUCCACUUCUAAUAUUCCCGAUUUUGCGGAUUUGAUUGGAUAUAUGUUGAUUUUUUUAGAUUAUGCAAUGAUCUAAAGCAUUAUCGCUCUUUAAUGUUUAUCCUCUCGAUAAUACCGUGGAUUUUUUGGUUACGAUACACGGUUUGUUUUGCCAUCAUUACUGUGCCAGGUGAUGAUGCUGUCGAGGUACGGUCAAUGUUGCUGGUUAGUCUGCUAAUGACCUCUGUGCUCUAAUUUCAUUUAUAAUAAAUUUUAGAAUUCUUACGUUGUUAGUAUUCACUUCAAAUAGUUCAUCCCGAAUAGUGAGGUUGUUUGACACAUAGAAGAGUGAAAAGCUUGUCGUAGAUAAGGUAUUGCAUUAUUGUGAGUCUUAAGUUAAUACAGAAGAAUGCGGCUAGGAAGCAAUCUGGCCAUCGUGUUAACCUGAUUGCACCGCGUUAUUUUGCUCAGAAUAGACACAGUCAUAAGCUAGAGGCUAUCAUUUAUCUGUACUGUUGGAAAGUUUCAUGCAGCGGUUUGGAAAUUGUGUUUUUUACGGUUUUAAUUUCAUUAACAGUGGAAGCUAUUAGAAAUAUUACCAUGAACUAUUGCUAAAUAUUUGAUCUUUUCUUCCUAAUGUCUGAUUUCUGUGUUUGAAAACUCAGUGAAAUUGUUUAUAAAAUUCGGAGUACUUCUCCCAAAUCAUAUUAGUUUUGUGAUUUCUCUCGACGUCAAUAUUAUGGAUCUUUUUCGGAUUUUAAUAUUGUACAUUAUUAUAAUCGUAAGGAAAUAAUUGACUCGCAUGGUGCACGGCAGGUCUUGGUAGGGAAGAAAUCAACCUAAUCCCAGGUCCUUACCUAAUUACCUCUGCAUCAAUGGACCUCUUAGAACUUUAAUAGCAGCUUGAAAG
Molecule: messenger RNA, 5243 nt
Organism: Hyalella azteca
Lineage: Eukaryota; Metazoa; Arthropoda; Malacostraca; Amphipoda; Hyalellidae
Product: large proline-rich protein BAG6
Exons: 26
Coding region: 33-4271 (1412 amino acids)
Cellular component (GO): BAT3 complex
Molecular function (GO): polyubiquitin modification-dependent protein binding; misfolded protein binding
Source: RefSeq, a predicted model, not a curated record